This is a messenger RNA of Musa acuminata AAA Group (dessert banana), 1203 nucleotides long. RefSeq names its product heterodimeric geranylgeranyl pyrophosphate synthase large subunit 1, chloroplastic-like. The coding region runs from base 1 to 1014 and encodes 337 amino acids. The record is from RefSeq and is a predicted model, not a curated record. Gene Ontology annotation, biological process: isoprenoid biosynthetic process. Gene Ontology annotation, molecular function: prenyltransferase activity. The transcript is spliced from 2 exons. NCBI's taxonomy places the organism in Eukaryota, Viridiplantae, Streptophyta, Magnoliopsida, Zingiberales, Musaceae.
AUGGCAUACGUGACGGCGCGUCUCCUCGCUCGUGCUCCGGGGAGCGGCCGCGUCCCUGCGGCCUUGCGAUCCGCCUCCACCCGGCUGCACGAUGGCCCGAUACGGCAGGCUGAGGCGGCGGCGGUGGACCGGUUCGACCUGAAGGCGUACAUGGCCGACAAGGCCCGGCGGGUGGACGCGGCCCUGGACCGCGCUGUGCCCCUUCGCUACCCUGAGCGGCUCCACGAGUCGAUGCGCUACUCCCUUCUGAGCGCCGGGAAGCGCAUCCGCCCUAUCCUCGCUCUCGCCUCCUGUGAGCUCGUCGGAGGCGAUGAGGCCACCGCCAUGCCCGUCGCCUGCGCCGUCGAGAUGCUGCACGUCAUGUCCCUCAUCCACGACGACCUCCCCUGCAUGGACAACGACGACCUCCGCCGGGGGCGGCCGUCCAACCACCGUGUCUUCGGCGAGGGCACCGCCGUGAUCACCGGCGACGCCCUCAUCGCCCUGGCCUUCGAGCACGUGGCCGCCGCCACGGCCAGCGUGCCGGCGGAUCGGGUCCUCCGGGCCGUCGCGGAGUACGGGUCGGCGAUGGGGCCGGAGGGGCUGGUGGCGGGCCAGUUUGUGGACGUCGACAGCGAGGGCAAGGCAGUGGGCGUCGGCGUGCUGGAGUACAUCCACCUGCACAAGACGGCGAGGCUGCUGGAGGCGGCCGCGGCGUGUGGGGUGAUCGUGGGCGGCGGCGGGGACGCCGAGGUCGAGAGCGUAAGGCGGUACGCGCGCUGCGUCGGCCAGCUGUUCCAGGUGGUGGACGACAUACUGGACGUGACGAAAACGACGGAGGAGUUGGGGAAAACGGCCGGGAAGGACGUGGCGAGCGGCAAGACGACGUAUCCGAAGCUGAUGGGCCUCGAGAAGGCGCAGGAGCUGGCACAAACCCUGGUGGUGAAAGCGGAAGCAGAGCUGCAUGGGUUCGACCGCGUCAAGGCGGCGCCCCUGCGCCAUCUCGCUCGCUACAUCGCCGAUCGCCAGAACUGAAGUCGAUGCUCCACUUUUAGCUAUAUCCCCAGAAGAACUGCUUGCUUCCUCACAAGACAAGACUCUGCUCAUUCAUCUUCCCGGAAUGGAUGAUCCACUAUAUCGGCUUCUUGAGCUGUCAUAUCCAGAUUGUACAGUUCCAGGCCCACUCAUGAUAUCCUGAAAUAAAAGAUGAGCUCUUCAUAUUAC